CAAUCGAUCAGCGGUAAAAGUUGUGAUGGAAACUAAAACAAGACGGAUUUGAUUUGACUCUACCGAAAAACUCUUUAUUUUAUACCCAAGAUCUUCAUCUAUCUCAGUUACCAUGUAAAUCCUAAGUACCUGUUACAACGGCUUGGGUCACACCGGAAAAAAUCCACAACAUCUGUGCCAAAACUAAACCGUAAGUCGAGAAAAUUACGUUUGAACCUGAACAAAAUGAUGUACAGGAAUCCUUAAUAGUCCAUGAAUAAGUACGAAGUUCUUGGAGUCGUAGGCGAAGGUGCCUAUGGAGUUGUUAUGAAAUGCAGACAUAAGGAAACAAGCGAAAUCGUUGCCAUCAAAAAAUUCAAAGAUAGUGAAGAUAAUGAUGAUGUUAAAAGAACAACAYUUAGAGAACUCAAGGUUCUUCGUAUGCUUAAACAAGAAAAUAUCGUUGAAUUGAGGGAAGCAUUUAGAAGGAGAGGGAAGCUUUAUCUGGUCUUUGAAUAUGUAGACAGAAACAUGCUUGAAGUCCUUGAGGAAAUGCCUAAUGGGGUGUCAAAUGAGGAAGUUAGGAAUUACAUUUUUCAAUUGAUAAAAGCAAUAAGAUGGUGCCAUCAAAAUGAUGUCAUUCACAGAGAUAUUAAACCUGAAAACUUGCUUAUUAGUAAAAAUAACGUUCUCAAGCUUUGUGAUUUUGGCUUUGCUAGAGCCAUGGCAACUAAUGGCAGUGCGCAGCUCACAGAUUAUGUAGCAACUAGAUGGUACAGAUCACCAGAGCUUCUUCUAGGUGCUCCAUAUGGUAAACCAGUAGACAUCUGGGCAAUAGGCUGUAUCCUAGGAGAAUUAAGCGAUGGACAGGCAACAUUAAAAUUAGAUCCUGAAGAAAGAGCAACUGUAGAAGAAUGCUUUAAUCAUCCAGCAUUCCAAAUAGAAAGAGAAAAAUAUGAACAAARAGUCAAAGAAAAUCCAUCCCUUGCACCAAUUCCACAUUCUAAAUCUAAAAAUCAUUCAAACCACAAAAGCACAAGGCGUAGAGAAAACCCCCAAAAUGAAUCCAGUUUUCGUGACGCCAAGGCUGGAAGCUCACAAGAACCAAAGCCUUUAAAAGUGACCAGUGAUAUCAAGCAUGAGAUGCAGACCAAUGACUUUGUAUCUAUUAAAACAGCCACUGCAUCCCACAUGGGAAAGGACUCRAGCAAUAAUAAAAUGGAUCAAGAAUUCGACAGAAAUAAAAUGACCAAGUCAAGCUUGUUAACUCCUAAGAGCACGGACAGUUCGAACUCAAAGAGUCUAUCAAUGUCAGACAAUUCAGAAAAUGAUCAUAAUGCAUUUAACAUAGAGUCGCCGAGGGACAGUUCUUUUAAUAUGGAGCAAGAAAGCAGUGAAAGCUCUGAUAACAUGGAUUUUAGUAAGAUGGAAUUAUCAAAUGAGAAAAGUAUUGACAAACAAGAAGCAAGAGAGGAUCUCCCUCAGUCCAAGACUAAGGCGGGUUCUAAUACAUUUAGCCAUUUUGUUAAUGCAAACUACAGUUUCUUUMCUGGCGCUGGACAACAACAAAAGGUGCCCACUUCAUCAAUAGUCGCUGAAGAAAUACGUAAAACAAAGUCAGUCAUAAUGAAUAAGAAAAAGGAUACGGAUGGUUCAAUGAAGUCCAGACAACAGCCAGCUUUGCAUGGAUUAAACAGAUAUGAGCUGGGUGAUCAGAAUUACAUCAAAAACAAGGACACCAAAGGGUCGAUGUUACCAUUUGAUUCAAGACGCCCUAAAACCAAUCAAUAUACAGACUCAAGUCCAAGCAAUAUUACUCAAACGAGCUUCCCAAUGCAUUAUGGUCCAGGAAUCGAUAGAGUAGGUUCAACGUCAGAUGUGACGUCACCAAGUUAUGACCAAGGGGGACAGUUGCCAGGGCAAAGCACUUAUCCCCUCCCUGGACAGCAYUCUAAACAGAGAACGUCAAUUUCAGAUUCUCAAAGGAAACCAGAAAGUGCAGUUGGUGAAGAGAGUCAACCUCGAGGGACUCAUGGAUCAGAAAAGAGGGAGAAAAAGAAGAAGAAAAAGAAACAGCACAACAAUCAGCAAAGUUCCCAAUGGAAACAAAUGCAGCAGAGACCAGAUACUCAAAGUGACCACAGCAAGAUGGUAGAGAGGAGUAGAGUACCAUCUGACGCUCAGUCAUUAGAUGUUCGUCCUCAUAAACAACAUGGUCGCGUCGGCACUGAAAAGGGCCAAGACAAGGGGAUGAUCUCACUGGCGCCGGUACAAGGCUCGUCUUCCUACAAACCUUUCAUGGAUGUGCGUCUUCAACCACUACAAAAAAAGAACAUUUCUCAGCUUUCAAAUGCAUACCCAACCAUGGCGUACCCUAAAGCACUGUCUCCUGAGCCGCAGCACUUCAGUCCUCCACCUCAAUGGCUAGGCACAACUCAAUUCCAGCCAURUUCUCACAAGAAUCCCGUCUCAGAGCCUUCGAAUUUCGUGUCAAAUAUUACGGAAAGAGCUAUUAGUCCAGGAGCAGAAAUUUUAGCACCUUUGCCGAAGAGAUCUUCGCGACCACCAUCGGAAAUCGAUGAAGUGACAAUCGAUGAUCGUGAGUUUCGUACGCCAGGUCAUUUAAGACCCAUAAAUUCAAAUAAAAAUUCCACGAAUAAUAGUGGAAAAGGACAGCCUGACCUGAAUGAUCUGAAGGAAACUCCAUUAUAGCGAAGAUGAGUAAAUGAACGACGUACGUCGCACUCAUUGUUCCCAUUCUCUUACCUUUAAUUUAUAACCAAGACCGCUAGGAACGUUGGGAAAGUCACAUAUCUUCACAAAGAGAAAAAAAUUGGGAACUAGGCUGCCUUUCGCCGAACUGUGAAAGAAUGUUUUUAUCAAUGGAGAAACGUCUCACGCAUUUGUCAGGAGCGCUGCUCCUGGGUACGAUGUCAAGGGUUGUUUUAGUUAACAUAGAUAAUGUAUUCAUAUGAAGUUAAUAACGUAUCCAUGUUUUAUAAAUUAAUAUAUGUACUUGUAAUGGACGUGGKGUUUGGGUCUUGUCUGGCGAACCCAGUCUUUAUCGCGGAGGGGCUUAUCCAGGGUAUCCUAGGGUGCCUGCAAAUGAACACUCCUUCAGUUCCCCAUUCGUGUUUCAAACAGAUGCCUUUGUUGAGUUUAGUACUGGGUGAUUCCUAUGUGAAUCUUGGAUAUGCCCCUUACUUGAACAGAGGAGGUAUCUAUGCUUUGGUGCACUAUUUAUUCAUAUAUGUAUAUAUAUAUUUCUCCGAUGUUUCAAUUGCCGAUGUGUUCUAGCACUGAUUCUUAUCAUAUCAGAGCUUUUUUUAAUGAAUAUUAUAUUUUGGAGAUUAAUAAAGGACUGAUUCAAGCUAA
Molecule: messenger RNA, 3354 nt
Organism: Actinia tenebrosa (Australian red waratah sea anemone)
Lineage: Eukaryota; Metazoa; Cnidaria; Anthozoa; Actiniaria; Actiniidae
Product: putative RNA-directed DNA polymerase from transposon BS
Biological process (GO): protein phosphorylation
Molecular function (GO): ATP binding; protein kinase activity
Source: RefSeq, a predicted model, not a curated record